Molecule: messenger RNA, 1892 nt
Organism: Oryza sativa Japonica Group (Japanese rice)
Lineage: Eukaryota; Viridiplantae; Streptophyta; Magnoliopsida; Poales; Poaceae
Product: transcription factor PIF1
Cellular component (GO): nucleus
Molecular function (GO): protein dimerization activity
Source: RefSeq, a predicted model, not a curated record
CCUAACCAACUAACCAACGCCGCCGCCGCGGGCACCGCCCACCUGCGGCGGCGGCGGCGGCGGCGAUGGCGAUGGCGACGAGUCGCGCACGCAGCGAAUCGGGCGUUGUCACGCGUGCGCGCGGUGGCUGCCGGAAUCUGUCUGUUGUCAGCGUGGUCACCGAACCUGAACCUGGCAGUACGCAUGCUCGGCUGCUCGCUCGCACGCGCGUGCAGUCACCGGCGCAAUCUACCAUUGCAGAGGAGUAGGAGGAGGGCUAGGGCUAGGAGUUGGCCUCUACUAGCUGCUGCAUUCGGGCUACGAAAGCAACCAAAAUAAUGGAGGGAAUCAUCAAGAUCGAUGUCGAUCGAAUUAAUUAAGGAGAAUUGUAUGUGUGUAGGGGUUAGGGAAAGCCCUCACUACUCUGAACUCUGAAGAAACAAUCUAUGCAUAGUACUGUACCUUGACGAACUCUUUCUUUGCAAGUCAAGUUAGAGCCAUCACCUAUAGCAAGGUAGGUGAAAUGAUUGACCUUAUGGGCGCCUCUCCAAAAAUCGUAAACAAAGUCCCAUCAGAGACUCAGAUACAUGGUAGAGGCUGACGAUCGAUCCAAACAAGAAAUUCCACGGCCGGUGAGUGAAAAAGAUAAGGAUAACUACAGUGCGCAGACCCUGCAUGCCAUGGUGCAAAAGCUUAUAGAAUUCAGAUGCCAUAAAUACUACUAUCCCUGGAGCUAAAGGUUGGUGGGUCGAGGAGACCAUCUUGUCACCAAGAAAGCUCUCAGAACUCUCCAUCUCUAGGCCAGCUUAGGGCUGGACCAGCUAGCAGCCAUUGGUAGCCUGUAUCAGUUCAUAAGGGGAGGAGGUGAAGGCAAGGAGGCAGCUAGCCAAGAAGAAGAGCAGACACCAAAACUCAGGAAGGUGAAUAUAUUCUUGAAAAGAUCCGAUGGAAGCAAGAAGGCCUACCCCUACCAGGAGAAGCAGAUCUGCUGAGUUCCACAAUUUUUCAGAAAGGAGGAGAAGGGAUAGGAUCAAUGAGAAGCUGAAGGCGCUGCAAGAGCUACUUCCAAAUUGCACCAAGACCGACAAAGUUUCGAUGCUGGAUGAAGCGAUCGACUACCUGAAAUCACUCCAACUACAACUCCAGAUGCUGGUCAUGGGGAAGGGAAUGGCACCGGUUGUUCCUCCUGAGCUGCAACAAUACAUGCACUAUAUCACAGCUGAUCCUUCUCAAAUUCCUCCCAUACGCCCCUCCGAGCCGCGGCCAUUUCAGAUAACCCACGCCACCCAACAGAGACAGUCUAACGUCGAGUCGGAUUUCUUGAGCCAGAUGCAGAAUUUGCACCCUUCAGAGCCACCUCAAAAUUUCCUCAGACCACCAAAAUUGCAGUUGUACACGCCGGAGCAGCAGAGAAGAGGUCUAGCUAGUAGCAGUGGCCACAACAGCGGUUGGAUCACGGAGAGGAAUUCAUCGUACAACUUCUUGGAGUGAUGACCACCUGACGAGUUACUAAGAGAUCCAGAAGCAGAUGCAGUCUAGACUCUACUACUCUAGACUGCAUAACCUUCAUUCAGUUCAUGGUGUUCCUGGAGAUGAAACAAGUUGCUCAAUGGAGUGAUGAAUCUACUGCAUGCAGUUAACUAGUUAAUUUUGUACGUCAAUAAAUAGUGGUGAUCCUGAUCUUGCUUCCUCGUCAUGUUCUGUGCAUACAAGACCUAAAGCGUUUUUGUGAUCUCUGUACUGUAUAUUAGCAGACAGUCUACUUCCUGCUGCUGAUGCUUAUGUGCUCUGACAAGCAAAUCAACAUGGCUAAUUUAAUCAAGUACUCCAGAGAAUUGCAGCAAUGGAUAUUUCCUAGCUAAAUAUGUACUUGUGGUAUGAACGGAUUGUAAUGACAAAACUGGCAUUGAUUA